AUGCAUCUUGUGACUUUAGCUCAAAUGAUCCUGUUGAUCCUGGCCGGCUGUGUAGUAAUUUGGGCAGCCAGCGACGAAGAAGAGUCGUCUUCAAAUGAAUCCAAUUCAUCCUCCUCUGAGGCUGCAAAGGAGCAGAAGCAGCAACAGUUCAAGCAGCAUCACCAACCUCCAGGUGUUCGUCUGAUAUCUUUUGAUACGGUGGACAAGGACGUUGCCAUUGGCCUCGACUAUCUGCUGCCCUUUGUCACGGUGCCAGUGAAACGCAAGCGCCAUGAAGCUCCGAGGCCGUUGGUCAUCGUUAAUUCUGCAGCCAUUUUCAGUUGCGGCUUGGUUGCUGUUGGCGGCAUAAUUGUUGGCCAUUUAAUUCGCAGCAUGGGACUAGAAACAAUUGUGCCUGAUCCUAAGGAGGACUCAGCCAAGAAAGCAGCACGUGGACUCCUCGAUGAACACCAGAAUUUUAUGCAGAUUUUCGACAACUUUAAGCUGGUCUAUCGCAAUGAAAGCGGCGAGAGAGUUGAAACUGGACUAACUAAUUUAGUGGAUACCAUCGAACACAGUCUUUUGGACAACGACAUCGAUCUGCCAGCUUGCUUGUUAAAGUCUCUUUGCACAUUCACUCACAAGGCUGCGAGGAAUGUGCGCAGUGGUCAGGCUACAGAUGUGGAGCUAAUGCUGGAUGGCGUCACUAGUUGGCAUUGGUUGUUAUCCUGGUUCGAGCAGUCGGCGAUCCGUGAAGCUGUUGAAGCUGGCAGAUUGUCUGCGCCACAUUAUUGCAAUGCCAAAUAUCCACGCUGCAAAUGGAAUUCGCCAGAUGAAAAGUUGCUUGCUCUGCUGCACAACAAUGUUCAAUUUAAUUAA
Molecule: messenger RNA, 858 nt
Organism: Drosophila nasuta
Lineage: Eukaryota; Metazoa; Arthropoda; Insecta; Diptera; Drosophilidae
Exons: 3
Coding region: 1-858 (285 amino acids)
Source: RefSeq, a predicted model, not a curated record